This is a messenger RNA of Paralichthys olivaceus (Japanese flounder), 2622 nucleotides long. Lineage: Eukaryota; Metazoa; Chordata; Actinopteri; Pleuronectiformes; Paralichthyidae. The record is from RefSeq and is a predicted model, not a curated record.
UUGAGGAGCUGGAUGAUUUUUGUCUGAACACAUUUGAUCAACAUGUGGAGCAGCAGCUGGAUUUUACUCUGCACGCUUUUAUCUGCACUUUGUCUCGUCCAGGCCACAAACACGUUUUACUCAACAGUUCGAUGCGAGUGCAAUGGGAGAUCUCCGUACUGCCUUCGAGACGCUCUGGGUUUACACUGCGUCGACUGUCAGGGAAACACUGAGGGACGCCACUGCCAGCACUGCAAGGCCGGCUUCUUCCUGGAGGGGGCGGCACUGAGCUGCACGCCUUGCCAAUGCAACACUACAGGGUCUGUCAGUGCUACAUGUGACAGCAGGGGGCGCUGCAGCUGUAAAGAAGGCGUGUCAGGAGAUAAAUGCAACAGCUGUCCAGACGGACCAAUCGGACCGAAUGGCUGCUCGAAAAGACGUCAGCUCAGAGAGGAUUCUGGGAGUCGACAGACAUGUUUCUGUUACGGCCACAGCAGCAGAUGUUCUGCACAGUUCGGUUUCUCCGUCCACAACAUCACGUCGACCUUCACCGACGGUAUGGAGGGUUGGACGGCAGCGACGACUCAGGGCCUCACCCCCGCAGACGUUCACUUCCGAUGGUCCCCAACACACCUGGACCUGGAGGUCAUCUCUAAAAACAGUCUGCCGGUCUACCUGUACGCCCCAGCUCCUUACCUGGGGAACCAGUUGCUAAGUUAUGGUCAGAACCUUUCCUUCUCUCUGCGUCUGGACCGUGGCACCCGACACCCGUCCACCGAUGACGUGGUCCUUGAAGGUGGUGGUGUGAGAGUUUCGGCCUCGCUGGGCGACCUGCGAUCCAUCGUCCCCUGUGGAAAGAAAAUCAACUACAGCUUCAGAUUGGACGAGCAGCCCGGUAGCAGGUGGCGUCCUCAGAUCUCCUCCUUCCAGUUCCAGAAGCUCCUGCAGAAUCUCACCGCCGUCAAGAUCCGGGCGACUUUUGGUGAAAACGGACGUGGUUACCUUGACAACGUUCAGUUAGUGUCAGCACGGCGUGACGAUGGCGUCCCGGCCCGCUGGGUCCACACCUGCAGCUGCCCCACAGGGUACGAGGGCGAGUUCUGCGAACGUUGCAUGGCUGGUUUCAGGCGCAGCACCCCAGCAGAUGGAGCCUUCAGCCCCUGCGAGCCCUGCAGCUGCAGAGGAGGCAGCUGUGACCCUCAGACCGGAGACUGUUACUCCGCUGAUGAGACGCCCGGAGAGCAGAGCUGCUCUCAGGGGUCUUACCGGGACCCCUGGAAGAGCCCUGGGAGCCCCAACACCUGUGUGAAGUGUCCCUGUCCAGAGGGAGUGUCCUGCUCCCUGGCCACUGGUUCACUGCAGCCUCAGUGUGACAGCUGUCCGACCGGAACCACCGGUCCUCGCUGUGACGUCUGUCAGGAGGGUUUCUAUGGCGACCCAGCAGGAGUCACCGGAGAGCGCCGUCCUUGCAGACCCUGUGACUGUAACAGCCACAUUGACGUAAGCGUGGAAGGAAGCUGCGACCGCAGCAGCGGUGAGUGUCUGAGGUGUGUGAACAACACGAAGGGGCGGAGCUGCGAGGCCUGUGUGAGAGGAUUCUACCGCAGCCGACUCACUGACGCCUGCAAACCGUGUGACUGUGACCUUCAAGGCUCUGAGUCCAGACAGUGUGACGACACCGGCCGCUGUCGCUGCAGACCAGACUUCGAGGGCCUGAGGUGUCAACGCUCCCACUGCCCCCGAUGUUUCAGCCCCAUCAAGACACAGGUGGACGUUUACGCCGCCAGACUGAAGGAGCUGGAGACUCGACUCUCACACAUGGAUGGAGGUUUGACUCUGGCCAACAGCGCCACCAUGGAGGCCGCUCUGAGAACUGCUGAGCACCUGGUUGAAGACUUGCAAGACGACACAGAGGAACUGACAGAAAUGGAGAAGAGGCUGCAGGGCCGUCUGUCGUCCAUCAGCAGGAGUCAGCUGGUCGAGGGUCAGAACAUCCAAAACAUCGGCGACACGGUCGACGACAUCAAACAACAACAGAGGAAGUACAAGACGGAGGUGGAGGACGUGCAGACUUUGAUGACCGCGAUGAAACGCAAACUGGAGGAGGCCAAGACCAACCUCCGAUCAGCUGAACUUCCUGUCGGAGACGCUCCCCUGGGUUCAAACACCCUGUCGUCGUUGGUGCAAACUGCGACCAGCCUCGCAGAUAAACACCAGACGAAGGCCACAGCCGUGGACGAGACCGCCAGCAAAGCUCUGAGCGACUCGGAGAAGAGUCUGGCUCUGGUCCGAACUCUCAUGAACAAAGAGAAUAAAGUUAAAGAGCUGAUUGGAGAUCUGAAAACAACGUUUGAUCAGUCUUCGGCUAGGGUGAAGGGUCUGGAGGACCACGCCAUCCGUUUGAGUGGCGAGGCUAAAGAUGAGAGCAAGAUGGCGGAUGGAAUGUUGAAAAACAUCGCAAACAUGGAGCGCAACAUCCCGACGUCCCUGAAAGGGGAGAUUGAUGCCAUGGUUUCCAAGUUGGAUGACCUGAAAGGUCAGGUGGAGGAGAACAUCUCAGGCUUCGAGGCGUUGCAGGACGGCGUGCAGCGAGACAAAGCCGCCACCCAGAACCUGCUGGCCAAGGGGAAGUCUGCUCAGCAG